AUGCGCGAACAAUCACAAAUAUGCCCGCUGCCUGACAGACAGUCGACAGCAAAUCAGCUGGUGCAGCAUGGGCGGCUAGUUUCUCUGUUUUCUAUCUCUCUGUAUUUAUCUCUCUCUUUCUGUGUUUGGCGCUUGAGGUCAGAGGUCAUGGCUGGGGAUUGUGGUGCAUUUGUGGACUGGUCUCAGAUGGGAGAUGUUUCUCAAGACGGGCCUCCCGGUAAGACUGAUUAUAAGGAGUUAAAAGAGCUGAAACAACAUGCCCGCUCAGGCCAGUGGGCGAAAAAUCACGCCCAGCGUGCUGCCAUUUAUCAGCAUCUGCUCAAAGCGCUCCCGUGCCGAACCGUCACUCCGGAUGCUGAGGUCUACCGGGACAUUGUUGGGAAUUCCACCAGCAAGCGGAACCCAUCCGCCUAUCCGUUACCUGAGUUUGUGGAUGAGAUGGCGGUUCCGCGGUAUUGUCUCAAAGCGGAAUCCGUUGGCUCGGUGCACGCCAUCAUUUCCUGCGUGGCAGGGCAGUUCCCGGACAUCUCGUACUGCCCGUCCUUGCCUGUGAUGACUGCGUUGUUGCUGCAUUGGAGCGCGGACGAAGCGCAGUGCUUUGAGAGUGUCAGUCGCAUGUUAGCUUGCAACGAGCCAGGCCGCCGUUUGUUAGAUCAGACUUUUCUCGCAUAUCAAUCGACCUGCAUGACCUUCGGCGAUCUUGCGAAUAAAUACUGCCCCGCUGCACACAAGCUGAUGGUUGCCACGGCGACAGACGUGCUGGAGGUGUACUCUGAUUGGCAGCGAUGGGUUCUCGGUGACCUGCCGUUUAGCUACGCUGCACGCGUGCUGGACGUCUUCUUGGUGGAGGGCUACAAAGUUCUUUAUCGCGUCGCGCUGGCGAUUCUGAAGUUCUACCGCAAGCAGAGCGCAGCCUCUGGAUCAGCCCUAACCAAAAAGGACUCUGCAGGGGUCAGAGGUGAUAUCCAGGCAUUUGUGCAGAACAUUGGGCAAAGUGUAACACCGGACAAACUGCUAGAGAAAGCCUUCUCCAUUCGCUUAUUCAGCCGCAAGGAGAUCACGCUGCUACAGCUGGCCAAUGAGAAAUCACUUCAGCAGAAGGGCAUCACCGUCAAACAGAAAAGACAAAAUAUGCAGUUAGCGGUGAAUGCGGAUAAUUUCAGCUCCGAGAUCGUCAGUGCUGAAGAGAUCAGAGAUAUCUGGUCGUGGAUUCCUGAACGCUUCGCUCUGUGUCAACCACAGCUGCUCUUUACAACAUCAACACACGGCUGCAGCCUGAACAGGUUUUAUUCGCAUUGUGAGGGAUACGAACCAACACUGAUGCUCAUCAGAACUACAGAUGGAGAGGUGUGUGGGGCCUUCCUGUCCACUGAUUGGGAGGAGCGUAAGAGAGGCGGGAAUAAGCUCAGCUUCUUUGGCACUGGAGAGUGUUUCGUCUUCAGAUUGAAGCCUGAGAUGGAGCGUUAUGAGUGGGUCAUAAUCAAACACCCAGAGCUGGCAAACGCAACCCAGCCCGCAGGCGAUGAACAGGCCUGUGCAGUCGGCAACGGCACACCACAGUCCCUAGAGAAACCAGCUGUAGACCCAUCUUAUCUCUCUCCUUUCCUGUCUGCACGACACUUCAACCUGAACUCACGCAACACCUCCAUGUUUAUGGCGGGAAACAUCGACUCCAUUAUUAUCGGCGGAGGUGACGGUAACGCGCUCUACAUCGAUUCUGAGCUGAAUCACGGGCGAACCGAGCGCUGUCUGACCUUUGACAACCCGCCGCUGUGUGCCGAGAGCUUCCAGGUGGUGCUGCUGGAGGUAUGGGGCUUCAGAGAUGCCAUGUCAACAUAGAGCGGAUCGUCACGCUUGUAGAUCAAGAGCGGAGAACAUCUGGAUGGAUUCUGUGAUUGUACAGUGACUGUGAGAUGUUUUUGUGUUGUGUCAGACACCCCUUAAUGUUGAUGGUAAAAGCAUUGAUGCUCCUUCAAUGCACUAAAAUCUGACCUGAGCUCCGGUGAGGAUGUUUGUUGUCUAUAUUUCUAAAUGCAAAACAUAUAUGUAUCAUUUACGGUGAUGUAUGUCGAUACGUUUCUGGAGUUGAUCAAGUUGAAGAAUUGAGAUGCUCUGAGGAAGUAAAUGAAGUUAAGUUUAGAAUCCAACUGUUUGAUCAAUUAAGCAUUUUGAAAUCACUGUUAAUCAUUAUCAGUAUCUUAAAGAAAUGAGAACCAGCACAGAGAAAGUCUCUCCAUCACAACCAAAUCCCCUCUGUGCCUGUGUGCCAAUUAGGGAAAAAACUGAUUUUCCAGGAUCUCUGCACAUGUGGACCAGAACAUAGACCUGCAGUCAUUUUGGGUUCAUUGACUACAAAUUAAAAGUACUUCUGGGCAUUUCUAAAUGCAGUUAUCUUUUAAAGGGAUAGUUUGCCCAAUAAUUAAUAUUCUUAUACCAUUCGCUGACCCUCAUGUCAUCCCCAAACCUGUAUGAUUUUCCCCCAUUGGACACCUCUCGAAGAAAUGUAAAAAAAUGAUACAGUAACCAGGAGCAGUCAAGCUCCAAAAAGGACAAAACACAUCGCAAACAUUGUCGCAUUGUGUAUUUUUAUUAUACAUUUAUAGUGUUCUGUGUCAAAGCGUUGCAGCUCCUGGUCACUGUAUGAUUUAUUGAGUCAUAUGGGUUUGGAAUGACAUGAAGGUGAGUAAAGUAAACACAGAUAUUUCAUUUAGGGGUGAAAUAUUCCUUUAAACUCCUUUAACUUGAACAUACAGUGAGGAACAUUUCAUAUCAUUCAAAAACAGUGUAAUUUACAUUAUUACUCUGUCCAAAUCACAAUGAACCAUUCAAACCAGCAAGUGAAUAUUUAGCUAAUCAUCAACAGGUUUAAUUUCAAUGAAAAGGUAUAUUAAAUGGAGAUUCUGUGUUUGUUUUGUUAAUGAAGGCAUAUCCAGCACUAUAUUGCAGUGGGAAGUAUUAUAUUUUAUGAAAAGAUUCUUUGCACUUACUCAACAUGAUUUUAAAUGGCACUGAAUACCCUAAUAAGUUGAUUGCUUAAACUCGUUCCCUCAAUUGAAUUGAGAAAUUGCUUCUCCAAAACUUGUUUAAUUAAGUUCACUUAACUUAGUGUUCAAAUUGAAUGAACUUAAAGGGGUAGUUCACCAAAAAUGAAAAUGCAGUCAUUGUUUACUCACCC
Molecule: messenger RNA, 3175 nt
Organism: Xyrauchen texanus (razorback sucker)
Lineage: Eukaryota; Metazoa; Chordata; Actinopteri; Cypriniformes; Catostomidae
Product: TBC1 domain family member 24-like
Source: RefSeq, a predicted model, not a curated record